This is a messenger RNA of Anastrepha obliqua, 1153 nucleotides long. It is a transcript of the gene nero, whose product is annotated as deoxyhypusine hydroxylase. The transcript has a single exon. The record is from RefSeq and is a predicted model, not a curated record. Lineage: Eukaryota; Metazoa; Arthropoda; Insecta; Diptera; Tephritidae. Gene Ontology annotation, biological process: peptidyl-hypusine biosynthetic process. Gene Ontology annotation, molecular function: deoxyhypusine monooxygenase activity. The coding region runs from base 135 to 1037 and encodes 300 amino acids.
ACAAACGUCACUUUGAGUAGAACAACGUAAACACUAUUAAGCACGUUCAUAUUAUCCGUGACUUUCAUCUUCUUUCUUUAAUUCAAAAUUUACAUUCUUUCUAAAGGUUCCCUAACAAUCCUAGUAAAGUUAAUAUGGUUACUCAGGAGGAAAUAAAGGCCAUCGGUGCAGUACUAAAUAGUAAAGAACGUCCACUGAAAGAACGUUUUCGUGCAUUAUUUACACUAAAAAAUCUUGGAGGCGCUACAGCAAUAGAAGAAAUCAGUCGGGGAUUCACAGAUGACUCAGCGCUGUUAAAGCAUGAGCUAGCGUAUUGUCUUGGACAAAUGCAAGAUAAAAAAGCUAUAAAUAUUUUAACAAAAGUUCUCGCUGAUACAACACAAGAACCGAUGGUUCGCCAUGAAGCCGGUGAAGCACUUGGCGCUAUCAGUGCACCUGAAGUUAUACCGAUAUUGGAGCAGUACAAAGAGGACCCUGUAGUAGAAGUAGCAGAAACAUGUUUAAUUGCACUAGAACGUGUUUGCUGGCAUCAGAGCGGACAAAAAGUAGAUGAUAGCAAUCCCUAUUCAUCCGUCGAUCCCUCACCCCCUACGGCUGGUGACAAAACAGUUGAAGAACUAAAAACAAUCUACUUAGAUCCAAAGCAUAGUUUGUUUGAUCGCUACCGCGCUAUGUUCAGCCUUCGAAAUCUACGAACCCCUGAAAGUGUUUUAGCCAUCGCAGAAGGCUUGAAAGACUCUUCAGCACUAUUUCGGCACGAGGUAGCAUUUGUAUUGGGUCAAAUACAAGAACCUUGCAGUAUUCCUUAUCUUAAGGAGAAUUUGGAAGACCGAAACGAAAAUGAAAUGGUACGUCACGAGUGUGCCGAAGCUUUGGGGGCAAUUGCUACAGAAGAAUGUAUUAAUAUUCUAAACCGCUUCGCAGAGGAUGAACAACGCGUUGUAAAGGAGAGUUGUGAGAUAGCAUUGGAUAUGUGCGAGUAUGAGAACAGUCCGGAAUUCCAGUAUGCAGAUGGUUUAGCAAAAAUGAGUGCCUAAGUUAAAUAUGUAAAGAGUAUGUGAUAUGGAGUGAAAUAUUCAUCUGCUUGUUGAUUAUAUUUUUUUAAUAUAUGUUUCUGUGCUGUGCAAAAUAAAAUACAGUUUCACUAAGUAAA